Messenger RNA from Oryzias latipes (Japanese medaka), 1404 nucleotides. RefSeq lists its product as uncharacterized. The record is from RefSeq and is a predicted model, not a curated record. Lineage: Eukaryota; Metazoa; Chordata; Actinopteri; Beloniformes; Adrianichthyidae.
UUCAUUCACUUUUGGAGACCGCCCGCGUGCCUGGAUGGAUGGAGGCGCGCGCGCAGCCUGUGGACGCGCGCGGACUCCAGCUGCGCGCCGCGGCUCUGGAACGCGCUGCAACCAACAGGCUCAGUGUCGCGCGGACUCUAGCAAGUUUGAGACAAACUGCAAGUUAAUCUGCUUUCAUCUAAGAAAAAGGUUCAUCAUGGGAAACAGGCUGAGCAGAAGGCGAUAUGCUCCGGCUGAAACUGCAGCCGCUGAGCACAAGCCCUCAGUGGAGCAGGCGUCUUCAAAAGCAGCCGAGGACUCUGCCCAGGCGCAAACUCAGGAGAUCGACCAACCAGGGAGCCGAGGGCCCCCGGAAGAGCCAGAAAGGUCAGACGCCUGUUUAACCGAAGAGAAGGAAUGUGAAGAAGUAGAGACCCCCACUCUAGCAGUUCAUGACACUUUAAUGGAGCCUCAAGAAUUGACCGAACCAAACCCUGUUGCUGAAGUUCAUCCUGCUCCAGAACCUGUCCCGGAUCCCUCCUUUUUAGAAACAGAUCCUGAAGAAAGCUCUGAACCAAGCCCAGAGACGGAACCAAGCCCAACUGAAACUCUGGAGGAGGCAGACCUGGUAACUCAAGAACUUCUCCCAGAGUCACCUUCUCCACUCACUCUGAUUGUUCCUGAUGUCACUCCAAUACCAGUUCUCACUCUGAGUGGACCAUCAGAAGCCUCAGCAGGUCAAGGAACUGACGGGGAAGCUACCGCUGUGGAGCUUUUCCCAGCGGAGCCAGAAGCAUCCACGGAAAUGUCCGAAUUUCUGGAUGAGCUGACAAAGGUGGAGGCUGCAGAGAGCAUGGGGACUCUUGGAAGUGAUGUCAUUGAGAGUGUCGGUGAAAUCCUCAAAAAUUCAGAGCUGAAAGGAAAUGACCUCCUUAAUGAUCUCAUUCCUGGUGAUGUCAACAUCUACGAUGACACUCCCAUCAGCGGCCAGCUGAUCUGAACCAUUGGAGAACUCAAGACAGAAGAGAGGGAGCAUUUCCUGUGAAACCUCAGCCUGAGGUCAAACCUCAGUCACCUGAAGUGCCGGAAAGAAGACAAAGAUUUCCCAGGUACCAGGAUGCAGACAGGACAAAAACAAGAGGCUUUUUAUCAGACUUUUGAAACAAACCCAAUAUUUAAACACGUUUUUUCUUUGUAUGCAGCAUGCAUGGUUUCACAAAAAGAAAAGAAUAAGAAAAAAAAAGUCCUACCAAAAAUGAAACUAGUAUGUUUUUACAUUUGAAUAUUCAUGAAGACAAUGUGCCAAGAGGUAUGCACAACAUAAACCUACUAAUGUUUAUUUUGCAGAAUUACUCAGAGGGAAAUUCUUGUUAUUUUUUAUCAAUUAGUGGCUUGCUUGUGAAAAUAAAAAUUGCUAUAAUACGU